Molecule: messenger RNA, 303 nt
Organism: Mycotypha africana
Lineage: Eukaryota; Fungi; Mucoromycota; Mucoromycetes; Mucorales; Mycotyphaceae
Product: LITAF-like zinc ribbon domain-containing protein
Exons: 1
Molecular function (GO): zinc ion binding
Source: RefSeq, a predicted model, not a curated record
GCACCUCCCAUCAUCAAUAAUCACAGUAAUAUCACCAUUGAGCCAGUAACAGCUCUCAAGACAAGCUCUAAAUUGGUUCAAUGCCCUCAUUGUCAGCAGAUUGGUUAUACCAAAUUAGUCCACGGUUACGGCGCAUGUACAGGAGUGUCAUUUGCGAGCUUGCUUUUUUUGGGCUGCUCUCCUAUCACAUUCCUUAUACCUUUUUUCUUCCCUUGGUUUCAGGAUGUAAUACACAGGUGUCCUUCUUGCAAUGAAGAAAUCGCAAAAUUCACCAAAUUAGAUAGGCGACUUCAAGUCAAUUCG